Cinara cedri is the source of this 4131-nucleotide messenger RNA. The record is from the annotation of a GenBank genome assembly. Lineage: Eukaryota; Metazoa; Arthropoda; Insecta; Hemiptera; Aphididae.
AUGGGUGAUCACGAACACCACCAUAUGGAAAAUGUGACUCCUACACCAAGUGAUUCUUGUUGUUCUGAUACAGGAACAACAACAAGUAGUGGUCAACAUAUGAUGCAUCAUAUGAUGUCGGUAAGUUACAUGUGUGUAUACAACAAAUUAUUUUUCAAAGAAACAAUAUCAAACAUUUUAUUUUUAGAUGUCAUUUCAUUUUGGCACAAAUGAAACUGUAUUAUUUGAUUGGUGGAAAUUUUCAACAACUAGUGGACUGGUGUACUCAAUGAUAGGAAUAUUUUUAAUGGCAACAUUAUAUGAAGGACUAAAGUACUUUAGGUAAUUUAAUAUUUUUCAAUCGGAAAUAGUAAAUGAUUUAAAUGUUAUUAUUUUUCUUCAGAGAAUAUUUAUUUUGGAAAUCAUAUAAUGCUAUACAGUACAAAUCUGUACAGAUUCCAUUGGAAAAAGGAUCAAAUGAUCCUGUUUCACAGUAAGUACAAUUAUUUGCAUUAAUUAUAAGUAGUGUUGUAUAUCAUUAAGGCUGUAAUUUAAAAAAUAGAAAAUAUAUUUUUAUAAUGUUUUUAGUCGUACCUCUGUAACAAACAUAAUUGUCAACAGAAGUUCUGUAUACUAUUUUAAAUAUCUAUUAUUCCGUUGCAUUUUUUGAAUAUAAAUUAAAUAGGUUUUCAGUUUAAACGGAAAAUAUCUAUGGUGUGGCUCGGCCUCCUAUCUUAAUUAUUUUAAAUUCUGCAAACAAUGCAUUCUAUCAGAAAUCUUUUGAUAUCUAAAAAAGUUUUCAUAAUAAUUGAGAAAAACCAAAAUAAUACAAUUUUUUUCAAAUUACAGGGCAAAGAUUUCAUUAAGUAUUUAAACAUUUUAAGAUAAUAUUUUUUUUACCAGAAAUCUGUCCUAAUUUCAAAAAUAUAAUAUUUUCUAAAAGAAAAUUUUUUCUAGUUUGUGAGUGAGAAUAUCUUGAUUUUCUAUACAGUUUUCCUUGUAAUUACAAACAAAAAUUUAAGAAAUACAGCAAAGUGUACAUCAUUUUGGUUCAUUGUUAUCAGUUAAAAAUUAUUGUAAGAGACCUGUAGUUUUCACAAAAUACUUAUAUUGGUCUAAAUUUUUAAAACAUUCUAAUGAUUUUUAGGCUAUUUAGAGCCUUAUAGGUGUUGGAUAUUUUAGUGAUUCUAUAUGUAUUUUUAUUUGGUAGGUAUCUGUUAUUAAAAUUAUAUGAGAAAUGCUUGAAAAUUUAAUACAAUGUACAUUAUAAGUGUCCUGAGUUAUCUAAAAAACAAAUUUGAGUUAAUGUGUUAGUUUUUUUUUUAUAAGUAUUUUAAGAUUACAUCAUUUCUAAAUAUGUCCUUUUCAUUAGCAUAGGUUUAUCUUUGUGUUUAUACAAUUUAAAUAACUAUGUAUCAUACCUUCUCAAUUUCCUAUCUACAACAAUGGUUGCACCUUCCCUCAGUAUCAGCAUUUUUUUUUUACUCUAAACUAGUUUAAGUUUUAAAAUAUCUCAACUCAAUGGAAUUUAAGCAUUUUGUUGUUAAACUCAAACAUUGAUCAAAUUUUAAUAUUGAUAUAGAAAUAUAAAAAUAAACAUAUUAAUUAAUAGUAAAAAUAAAUUUUUUUUUAUAAGAUUCCUAAACAUACAAAUUUAUAUUAAUAUUAAUUUAUUAUUAAUACAAUAAUUGUAUUUUCUGCACUACCUACCAAUCUUUUUCAUUCAUUUUUCAAAGUAACAAUUUGCAUAUUUUACAUUUUACUUAAUUAACUUUUAGAGAUGAGAAAAUUCUAUAGGUAAAAGUAGUCUUUACAUUAGGCUUAAAAAUCAGGGAAUUUAUGAAAGUUAUUUAAAAAAAUUCAACAAAUUUGAAAUUUGUGAUGAGAAAUUAAUGAAAAAUUAUUAAUUUUUAUUAGUUAGAAGAAAUAUGGUUAAUAUAUUGAAUUUUUGUAGUGUUCAAAAAUGAAUGAAAAUAAUUAAAACUGAUUAGUGAUGCAGAACAUACAAUAGAUAUUACUUUUCUAUAAAAUAUACAUACAUUAAACUGUAUUUGUUUUUUUAAGUUUGGUUAGGUAAGGUUACAACCUUAUCUAGGUUUAAAAGUAUUAAAAAUUAUUUAUUUAAUAUAAAUAUUAGCUAAAACAAGUGAAUUAAUUAAAGAACUUUUUUUUCUUUUUUUCUUUGUGCAAUUUAUUUGUAUUUACUAUAUAAAUAAUUACUAAUACAGAAAUAAUUAUUUAAUAUACAAUAUACACAGCCAUAUCGUUUUUGACCACGCUGCAUAAUUUAACUAAUUAGCUUCAUUAAUAAAAUAAUUUUUUUUUUACUUAUGUUCAUAUAUUUUUGGUGAAAAUCUAAUAACUAAAAUACAAAUUUUAUUUCAGAAUGGUUGGGAAAGUGCUUUUAAAACAGCCUCUGUAAGUGUAAUAAGAAAGGUUUAACUUUUUUAACUGCAUGGCUUUUAACUCGAUUAUUUUGAAUAUAGUAUCUAACUUGUUUGAUUUGAAUUUAUUGCUUUUUUUUUAUUUUGUGUAUAUUUUGCUUGAAAAAUUAUUGUUUUUUUUAUUAGUUAGUAGUGCAUUAAUGGUUUAUAUUUUAGUUAGAAUUUUUUUUAUAUAUAUCACAUAUUAUUUUGAAUAUAGGACACAUUCGGUUUCAUUGGUAUGUUUAAUUAAAGGUAAAUUCAUGUCAUAACUAAAUAUAUAAUAUACAACAAAAGCAUAACAAUUAUUUUUAAACAUUCAUUUUAUUGAUGAAUGUAUCUAAAAAUGAUAUUAAAAAGUUUGGCAUCUUUUAAAAAUAAUUAAAAACUUAACAAUUUAAAUUAUAGAGGUGAUAAUUGUCAGUCCAUUUAUUACUGUGUAAAAAUAUAAAUACCGUUAAAUUUAAUUAUCAAUAAUGUUCUGUUUUUGUAUGUUAUAUUAGUAUAGUGUUCAUAUGAAAAAAAAAAAUUAAAAAGAAACAUAGCAAAUUAAAUCUGUAAAUUAUUUUGUUAUAGUUAUAUUGGCCUCGUAUGAUAAAUUAUGUAGGGGGUGGGUCUAGCCUCAUUAUAAUUUUUUCAAUGUACAGAGUCUGUUCAAAAAUUCUAAAUUCUGAGAUGGACAUUCUAAGCCUGGAUAAUCACCACAUGUUUAGUCCACUUAUUAAACUGUAUCUGUGUAAUGUUUUUGAUUCUUAAAUUACAAUUCCUGAAUUUGUUGAAAUAUUUAAUUUUCUUAAUGAAGUUUACCCAAAUUCAUUAAUGAUUUGAGUUUUAAUAAUUAUUAAUACUACUAAAAUUAUUUUUAAUUCUUAAUUGAUGUAUCCAUAAUCUAAAUACAUACAUUUUAAGACUACUUGCUUAAAUAUAACUAAAAGAAUAAUAAACAUAAUACUUAUUUAUUUGAAAUAUUUUUUAAUUAAUAUCGAGAUUGAAUAAUUACAUAUUCAGUUAUUGCAUUGUUCGAUAUUUGUUCAUUUGGUAUAUUAAUUUUAGAUUCUGAACAUAGCAGGUAAGUUAUACUGAAAUAUAUCUUCUACUUCAAUUGUGAAUCUGUACAUUUGAUGAAGAUUUAGUCAAAUGCCAUCAUUGUUUAAUUUUUUUAAUUACAAAAAAUAAUAAUUCAUUAAAUAUGUAUACUAUUAUAUUAUAUUAUUCUUCAACAUUGUUUUUAAGACUAUGUUGUAUUAUUUAAAUUUUAAAUGUACAUAUUAAAACUUAUAUGUCUAUAAUAGACUUGGUAUUAAUAUUGAUUAUUAUAUUACAAUAAUUGUAUUAGGUCGGUAUUUAUUAUUGAAAAUAUUGCAUACUGAUAAAACUGAUAUAAAUAUUUGCAAUACAAUUUUUAUUUGUUUAUUUUUCAAUUUGCAUGUUAAUUAAUAAUUUUAGUUGUUUGAACUUGCUUUAAAAAUUUUAAAUAGGAAUAUUAUGUUUGAUUGUAGUUAAUAUUGUUAUUAUUUAAUUUUGCAGGCCUACAAUGUUCAGUGCAACACAUUUACUUCAGACAUUCCUGCAUAUAGUCCAAAUAUCUGUCAGUUAUUUAUUAAUGUUAAUAUUUAUGACAUACAAUAUUUGGUUAUGUGCAGCAGUUUUAUUUGGUGCUACUUUGGGAUACUUCUUAUUCGGAUGGAAAAAAUCAGUUGUUGUUGAUGUUACAGAGCAUUGUCACUGA